Aspergillus ibericus CBS 121593 is the source of this 786-nucleotide messenger RNA. Its product is annotated as DJ-1/PfpI family protein. The record is from RefSeq and is a predicted model, not a curated record. The transcript has 2 exons. Lineage: Eukaryota; Fungi; Ascomycota; Eurotiomycetes; Eurotiales; Aspergillaceae. Bases 76 to 786 code for a protein of 236 amino acids.
CACAUUAACUCCCUCGUCCUCACAUCCACACCACGACAAUCACGUCGACGGUCGACAACAUCAUCCCCACCCACCAUGUCAGAGCCAACCCCCCCAUCAACCACAUCUCAUCCUCCAUCCAACCCCCCCUCCGAACCCCAACCCCAACCCUCAACCCUCCACAUCGGCAUCCUCCUCUUCCCCGGCUUCCAAGCCCUCGACGUCUUCGGCCCCCUGGACUGCCUAAACGUGAUCUCCUGGAAAAACCCCACCAUCACGCCCUCCCUCACCCUCUCCCUCAUCUCCCGCACCCUCUCCCCCGUCUCAACCCAACCCCCACACCUCCCCUCCGCACUCUCCCAAUCCAUCCUCCCAACCCACACCCUCACCACCGCGCCCCCCAUCAACGUCCUCAUCAUCCCCGGCGGAUGGGGCACCCGCGCCCCCCUCCCCGAAUACAUCACCUACAUUCAACGCGUCUAUCCAUCGCUCAAGUACCUGUUGACGGUAUGUACUGGGGCAAGACUGGCCGCUAGGGCGGGCGUGUUGGAUGGGAAACGCGCCACGACGAAUAAGAUUGAUUGGGAGGAGGUGGUUGCGUUGGCGCCGGGCGUGGAGUGGGUGAGGGAGGCGAGGUGGGUGAGUGAUUACGGUGGGAAGGUGUGGAGUUCGGCGGGGGUGAGUGCCGGGGUGGAUAUGUGUUUGGAGUGGGUGGAGGGGGUUUGGGGGGCGGAGGUCGCGGAUCAGGUGGAGAGGAUUAUUGAGUUUAGGAGGUGGAGGGAUGGGGGGGUGGAUCCGUUUGCGUAG